Molecule: messenger RNA, 1824 nt
Organism: Homalodisca vitripennis (glassy-winged sharpshooter)
Lineage: Eukaryota; Metazoa; Arthropoda; Insecta; Hemiptera; Cicadellidae
Product: S-methyl-5'-thioadenosine phosphorylase-like
Exons: 6
Coding region: 307-1164 (285 amino acids)
Biological process (GO): nucleoside metabolic process
Cellular component (GO): cytosol
Molecular function (GO): S-methyl-5-thioadenosine phosphorylase activity
Source: RefSeq, a predicted model, not a curated record
UCACUCACUGAACUGACUGUACACGUUGUAUCGCGUUUGAUUGCGAUAACGUGUAAAGCCGGUGUUUGAAACUUACAUUUAGUUGCGUUGGAGUUUGAUUCAGGGUGCAUUCGAUUUUAAUCAGCUAUUUGUUUGGACAAUUGACUAGAUUUAUACCAUUUUAAAUAAUAGUUUCACGUAACUGUUACUCUGUCGCAGAAUAAAUUAUUGGCAGUGUCAGUAGGUUUAUGUUGAUUGUUGAUUACUUGUUAGGCCAGGACAAGAUAUUUGAAUAGUUCAUAUAAUUAAAAAUAUAUUCAACUAACUAUGACAACACCAAUCAAGAUUGGAAUCAUUGGAGGGUCAGGAUUGAACAAUCCUGAUAUCCUGGAAGAAGCCAAGGAGAUCUUUGUUGACACUCCUUUUGGUGCUCCAUCCGAUUGCCUCAUAGUAGGCAAGAUCAAGGGUGUGGACUGUGUGUUGUUGGCAAGGCACGGCCGUAAACAUACUAUAAAUCCAAGCAAUGUGAACUACCGAGCAAAUGUAUGGGCUCUUAAAGAACAAGGCUGUACACAUAUAAUCACCUCUACAGCUUGUGGUUCUUUGCAAGAAAAUGUGCCCCCAGGAGACCUCAUGUUGUUGGACUCCUUCAUUGACAGGACAAGAACAAGGAUCCAGACCUUCUUUGAUGGAAGUAAGGAGGGUUUGCCCGGGGUCUGUCACAUUCCGAUGGAACCCGCAUUUUGUAACUGUACGAGACAGAUAAUUCUUGAAGCAGCAGCAGACCUGGGUAUCAAAAUCCAUCCAAGCGGCACAGCUGUUGUUAUUGAAGGGCCUCGUUUCUCAUCGAAAGCUGAGAGCAACCUUUACCGUUCUUGGGGAGCGCACAUGGUCAACAUGACCCUAGUACCGGAAGUAGUUUUGGCGAAGGAGGCUGGUUUGAGUUACGCAGCGAUUGCAAUGGCCACUGACUACGACUGCUGGCGUGAGCAUGGAGAUGGCGUUUGUGUAACUGACGUCUUGGCCACGUUCAAGAAAAACGUUGAAAAGAUAACGAAACUUUUUGUGGCUGUCGUUCCGAAAAUAGCGGACAGAAAGUGGGAUGAUGUGAUCAAAAAGAAUAAGGAAAUUGUGGAUACAAGUGUCAUGAUCCCACAGGAACCAACUUCAAAAUCUGCCAAGUAAUUAUUUCGUGUUUAGUAAAAUGAUACAGUUAUAUACCACCGCUAAUAAUCUACUAAAGGGCCAUGACACAGAAAGUGUAUCUCAGUGCUAGUGGAAAGAUACAUCGAUACACUGCCGUAGUCUUUUUGGAAGUAGGGCUUCAGAACUUUCUUUCAAAGAUUAGUUUUCUGAAGAAAGAUUUUGUUUGGAAUAUAAUUAUAACUGUAUAUAGAAUCAGAUUCAGUUGUGAUUUAUUUGAGUCAAGAGUGGGGUUUUAUUUCAUAGCACUUUCGUCGUCAACAUAUUCAAGAGAAGGAUCCCAGGGUCAAGCUUCUUUACCAAAACCAUCAAGGGAACAUAAUGAAAAGCUCUGUUAGUGUAUAUUUACUUUUAGUGUUGAAUCAGAUAGAACAUUUUUUCAGUUUUAAAACUGAAAAACAAGUAUUCUGCUUCAUAAAAUAUAGAUUGUACUAAUUAUUUCAAUGGAAAGGAAACAUCAAAUCAAUCAAUCUUAGGGUGUUUGCAAUUGAUUCAUUGGUGAGCCAUGAUAUAUUCAUGCAAUAUCAGAUAUUACAACAAUCAAAGUCAUUGUAGACUAGUCAAUUGAAUUAUUUAGUUUGUUUUCUUUUUAACAAACUAUUUUUAUGAUAAUAAUUAAAUAGAAUGUCAUAGAAAUGAUCA